This is a messenger RNA of Amborella trichopoda, 3081 nucleotides long. RefSeq names its product centromere/kinetochore protein, putative (ZW10) (gene ATZW10). Gene Ontology annotation, biological process: endoplasmic reticulum to Golgi vesicle-mediated transport; mitotic spindle assembly checkpoint signaling. Lineage: Eukaryota; Viridiplantae; Streptophyta; Magnoliopsida; Amborellales; Amborellaceae. The record is from RefSeq and is a predicted model, not a curated record. Gene Ontology annotation, cellular component: RZZ complex.
GUCAGCUGACUGGCAAAACUGAAACCGCCAUUACAGAGGAAUACCUGCCCUUCUCUCUCUCCCUCUCUGCCCUCGAUAGACCAGAGAUCCUGCUUCUCUCUCUCCUCUCGGUUGUCUCUAUCAGAUCUCUCUCUAACACGCAGUCCCAACUUCCACGCCCAAAGAGUACCCAACAUUCUCGAAUGCCACACCCUCAAUUCUCUCUCAUCCCCUGAGCCCAGAAACCCUAAAAAUGGACGUCCUCUUUGGUUCCAUCGACAUUCGAGACCUCCUCCCAAACCAUGACGAUGUUGACCUCCAGGAGUCCCCUCUAUCUGCACCCGACCUCCGCCUCCUAAUUGACACCCUCAACACUCGCUCCCUCCACAUAAAAUAUAGUGUCCAUCGCUACCUCCUCGACCAUCGUCAACAUUUCUCUGCCAUUUUUGCCCAGGCCUCCAAUGCCUCCUCUGUGUCUUCAGAGCUUGAAACCCUAAUUCAAUCCUGUGAUUUUGAUGCACCCUUUGUUACAGAGAUCGAAACCUUGGCCUGCGAGGCCAAGGCCAAGGUUCGAGAGCUCAAGGAGAAGAAGGAGGCGCUUGAUUUGGUUAGAGUUUUGGCAAAAUUGGUUGAGAAACUAAGGUUUGUGGAAGAUGAUAUUUUUUCUGCUCGUAUGGAGAAGGCGGCAGAGGGUCUAAUAGAGUUACAGGGUUUGCUUGUAGUGAGAGAGGAGUGGAAGGAAGCAGGGGAAAUUAGGGUUUUGGACGAGGAGAACGAGCCUGUAGUUUUUGGUCUGCUACGAAACAAGUGGAUGUCCUGCUUCAAAGAGUUGCAAAAGGCACUUGGGGUGCUUCUGGAAAAUGCUGUUCAAUUUGAAUUGGAAGGCUCAAAGUUGAGAAUCAGGCAUUGCUCAGGAAUGUUGCAUGGUCAUGAAACUGAGUUAUUUUCAGUUAUGAGAGCUAUGGAGAUAGUUGGCAUUCUUGGUAAUGGGUUUGCAAAGAUUGCAGAUUUGUUGAUCAAGCAUGUUGUGAUUCCUGUUGUAAGUGCCUCUGCUGAUGUUUUUGUAGAAGUAUUAAGUCAGGACGAGGCAGUUCUCUGUGUUGUUCCACAUCCAGAUUCUCAGCCAGAAAACUUGGAUGGUUCUGCAAUUUAUUCAAGGCUUAUUGAAAUUAUUAAAUUUAUUCACGGUUUCAUUUGCUUCAAAAAUGGUAACUGGAUUGGAAAUCUGGGACGGUUAACAUGGCCAAGUAUUUCUGAGGCGGUUAUCACAAGCUUUAUUUCCAAGGCUGUCCCUAAUGAGGCUUCGAAGGUCGCUGAGUUUCAAAGCAUUGUUAAGAUGACAGCAGAAUUUGAGGCUACUUUGAAAGAACUAAUGUUUAUAUCUGCAUCUGAUAGCAAGGAUGAAAGAUUGAGCAAUUUUGCUCAAAAUGUGGAGGUCCAUUUUGCAACUAAAAAACGGAAUGAAAUUUUGGCAAGAGCUAGAAAAUUACUUGUACAAUCUGAAAUUGAUGUUCCUUUGGAGCAUGCAGCUCGAGUGACUUCAAAGAAUCGAGUUGACUUGCUUUUCCAAUCUGAAAGGUGCACUGUGUCCUCGGCAGCAACUCAGUUAAUGGAAUUAGUGCAUCAAACAUUACAGAAUGUCUGCAUGUCACCGAUGAGAGUGGCAAUGGAAUUCUACCAUGCUGCACGCGAUGCUCUUCUUCUCUAUGAAGUCAUAGUUCCAGUCAAGUUGGAGAAGCAAUUGGGUACUAUCAGUCGUUCUGCUAUACUCAUGCAUAAUGAUUGUUAUUAUUUAUCUCAAGAAAUUCUCGGGCUUGCUUAUGAGUAUCGUGCAGAUUUCCCUAGUGGCAUCAAAGAACGGGCCGCAUUUGUUGACUUGGCUCCAAGAUUUCAUCAGCUUGCGGAGGAAGUACUUCAAAGACAAAUUCAGUUAGUUUUGUUGAGUUUGAAAGAGGCUAUAGAUGGUGCUGAUGGAUUUCAGAAUACCCAUCAGCCGCCACAGUGUGAAUCUACGAAGUUUUGUAUUGAUCAGGUUGUUUUCAUCCUUGAGAAAGCACGGAUUUUGUGGGAACCACUGUUAUUGCCAUCCACAUACAAGAAAUCAAUGCUUACUAUCUUGAGUUAUGUGUUUGAAAGAAUAACCAAGGAAAUCCUCUCUUUAGAUGACAUUGCAGCUGAUGAGACCCUACAGCUCCAGAGUUUGAUCUAUAUGGUAAUAGACAACUUGUCUUCAGUAGUGGAGGAACUUGUACCUGAAGUCCAAGGUUCUUCAGAGGUUCAUAUGUGGAAUCAAUUGGAAAAGUUGAUCUCCUCUUUAAGUAAACUUCGGAAACUAGCAGAUCUCUUGGAUAUGCCUUUAAAGACCAUUACGACCUUGUGGGAGAGAGGAGAACUAGUUAGUUGCGGUUUUACUUUAUUAGAGAUUCAAAAUUUUGUCAAAGCAAUAUUUGCAGAUUCACCCCUUAGAAAGGAGUGCUUUAGGAGGAUUGAAAGCUUCAACUUAGAAGCACAAUAGAAUUUUGCAAUGAUCCACUUUCCCUUGGAUUUGGAACUUUGUAUUCGUCUAUGAAGGUGAUGUGCCUUACUGAUAUUGCGUCGAGUCAAGCUAAGUUAUUGCAUAGUCGACUGGUCGAAAAUAGAAAAAGUCAAAAGGGAAAAGCAUAUGUUCAUCUUUCUUCCCCUUUUGUGCAGAAGCAUGUCUCUUGUACUGGAAAGCAAAAUGCAUAUCUAAAAUGGUCUGCAGCAGUAAGCCAAUAGGGAGGCCCUUGUACAUUAAUGACCGAAAUAUGAAGUUUCAGGAUAGUGAUAUCGAUUGUAAAAUGUAAAAAGCAAAGCAGAGAUUAUUCGUAUAAUGAUAGAUUGACUGACGUGGUUCUUCUCAUCCAGUAAAGCUUCCAUAUUUCUCUGAAGAGGGUUUUUGGGACUGGUUUACCCAUUUGGGGGAUAAAUCCCUUGUUACCAGUGAUUUGUACUGAAUUUUUUUUUUUUUGUUGAACUUUGGCUCAGUGUCCUUCCUUCCUGUCACCUUACUAAUAUUUUGCUUGUAAUAUGAUUUUGAGACAUUGAUACUGCUUUUGAGUAUACUUGUUGGAGCCGUUUGGA